This is a messenger RNA of Closterium sp. NIES-67, 1582 nucleotides long. NCBI's taxonomy places the organism in Eukaryota, Viridiplantae, Streptophyta, Zygnematophyceae, Desmidiales, Closteriaceae. The record is from the annotation of a GenBank genome assembly.
CGGAGCCCCACACUCUCACUAUGACCGCCACACCCAUCCCACGCUCACUUGCCCUCGUGCUGCAUGGCGACACCGACAUCUCGCAGAUCGCCGAGCUGCCGCCCGGCCGCACGCCGGUGGAGACCCUUGUCUUUUAUGACAAGGAGGGGAAGGGCGGCAGCGAGGGGGAGGAGAGUGAUUCGGAGGAUGAGGAGGAAUCGGAAGCGAAAGAGAGGGCUGUGGCGUACCAGAUUCUUCGGGACGAGGUAGAGUCGGGCGGCCGAGCCUUCAUUGUCUUUCCAAUCAUCGACGCCUCAGAGGAGCUCCCGGGAAUCCGGCCAGCCACAGAAGAAUUUAAGCUGCUGACCAAACAGGGCGGCCUGCUUGGUCGGCCGUUAAGACCUGGCAGCAGCACUUGCAGCGGUGCUGGCAGUGACAGUGAUGGUUGCCCGCACAUCCCUAACAGGGGGCCGCAUGUUUGGUACAGUGAGGACCCCACUGGUUACGACACAGACCAGUAUAACGCCGAGCUGGAUGCCAUGUACGGUCCUCAAUACGAUGACCAAGUCUUUGAAAUCUCUGAUUCUGAUGCCGAUGGUUCUGAUGCCGAUGGUUCUGAUGGCGCUGAUUCUGACGAUGAUUCGGAUGAUGAGUCUCUUGGAAGGCUGCGCUGUGGGCUGGUGCAUGGGCGGAUGGAGCCAGACGAAAAGGACAGCGUCAUGCGCAGCUUCCAAGAAGGAUCUAUACAGGUGCUCGUGUGCACGACAGUGAUCGAGGUGGGGAUCGACAUCCCCGAGGCCACGGUGAUGCUGGUGGAGCACGCAGAGCGCUACGGCUUGGCGCAGCUGCACCAGCUGAGGGGGCGGGUGGGCAGGGGCCAGCGCAAGUCGCGCUGCCUGCUGGUUGGAAGCUCCAAGAGCGCUCGCCAGAAGCUGAAACUGCUGGAGACAUCACAGGACGGCUUUGAGCUGGCCCAGCUGGACCUCAAGAGGCGCGGCCCGGGGGAGCUGCUGGGGAAGAAGCAGUCCGGGCGGCUUCCAGGGUUCAACCUUGCGCGGCUGGAUAAGGACCUGCACAUUCUGGAGGACGCGAGGAAGGCUGCCGAGGAAGUGGUUGAAUUGAGUCAAGGCACUGGAGAAUUGGACCCGGCACUUGCUCAAGAGUUGCGAAUUCGCAACCCUUUGUAUGCUUCAACCCAAUGAUAGUGAAUAUUUGUGUUACGAAGGUAGCUUGCAUAGGGCGUAUUCCUACGGAGUUGGAUCCGGAAAAAAAUAGGAUCCAACGCGCACGGUACAGUGCGGUGCGAGUGUUGUCAUGCACAUUUGAGGGCGGUUCAGCUUGGUAAUUCACUUGCGGAUCCAGCAUUGUCUGCAUAGACCAUUAGGACGUAAGUUGAUAAUACCCUUUGUGUGUGGUGGACUAGCGUCUUUUGUUGAUAAAUUCCUGAACAUGCAUAGGUUUGAAGCAAGGUUGCUCGCAUCGCAUGCAUAGACAAUCAGCCUCAAAAUCGCAGAAAUACAGGUGUGUACCUCUGCAUCUAAGACUUUGGUGGCUUUGUCAACUUAUACAUAUUAUCUAUGUAGAAGUUAUAGGCUAGACUGAG